CACCACAUGACAACAACGAGAGAGAGAGAAGAAAAAGAACAGGGCGGGCAAUAAAUGGUGUGAGGUUGCAGUCCUCAAGGUCAUUUGGAUUGGAUGUGACCCCAUUCUCCUCAGUCCUCACCCUUCCCUUGUGUUCUUCAAUCACUUCUGCCCACAGGCUGUUCCUCUCCGCCUCCUCUCCAAAGAGUUCUCAAGCUGUCCAAGAAGCUGUCGCCCCCUUCUCUACCCCCUCCGCUUCUACCCCCUCUUGGUGUGCAAAGAGUUCUCGUCCAAGAUUCAGCAGGCUGACCAUGCCUUGUGCUGCCGAGCUUGUCAAUGGUGAGGGAGGCGCUAUCAAAGUGGGCACAACUGGCACCAUCGGUGCGCUCAUGACAAGAGAGUUGGAGGCCAUCAGAAUAGCGCCACAAGGAGCUGCCACCCCGCGCUUGAGACACCAAAGUAGCCCAGUUUCUGUGCCCUGCGGAGCUAGUCCUCGGAAGAUCAUCCUAAGGAAGAGCUCAUCCAAUGUCUCCAGCAGUGGCAGUAGCAGCAGCAAUAAUGGCAGAACUGACCGUGUGAGCGCCGAAGAAGCCUGCAAGCCAAGAAGGAGCUCUCAACGGCCAAUGCUACACUCAGAUACUGUGCUAGCUGAUCGAAGCCCAAACAUUGAGAAGGCGAAGAAGAAAGGAAAUGUGCAUGGCGUUGAGGUGGUGGAUGUCAGGUGCGGUAAUCCAAUGAGCAGCCGCCUCAGGAAGCUUGGAUUCUCCAAGCUGUCGGAGACCUUUGCCUAGCCUCGACGGAAGGUGACUGAAAUUAAGGCUUUUACUGCCCUUUCAUGCAGGGCAUGUUGGGUACUUGGGUUAUUGCAAGCCUUUCGAAGGCAUCAUAUCCCCUGCCUUCUCUGGUGAGCCAACCAUCUACCUGACCGCAUCUUUGUAUGUUGCAAUCCGGUUUAAUUGCAUCUACUAGUCAGUUCUAUCCAUGGAAACUGCUCUUGUGCUCUGAUGUAUGACAAGUUAAUUUAUGGAAAGCAUUUCCUACUGAAGCAAGAUCACAA
This is a messenger RNA of Brachypodium distachyon (stiff brome), 1036 nucleotides long. RefSeq lists its product as uncharacterized. The record is from RefSeq and is a predicted model, not a curated record. The coding region runs from base 291 to 770 and encodes 159 amino acids. Lineage: Eukaryota; Viridiplantae; Streptophyta; Magnoliopsida; Poales; Poaceae. The transcript has 2 exons.